Fragaria vesca subsp. vesca is the source of this 1138-nucleotide messenger RNA. RefSeq names its product glyoxylate/hydroxypyruvate reductase HPR3-like. Gene Ontology annotation, molecular function: hydroxypyruvate reductase [NAD(P)H] activity; glyoxylate reductase (NADPH) activity; NAD binding. Gene Ontology annotation, cellular component: cytosol. The record is from RefSeq and is a predicted model, not a curated record. The transcript has 2 exons. The coding region runs from base 1 to 972 and encodes 323 amino acids. NCBI's taxonomy places the organism in Eukaryota, Viridiplantae, Streptophyta, Magnoliopsida, Rosales, Rosaceae.
AUGGCUCCAUUGCCAAACCUUCCAGAAGUCCUAAUCAUCAACCCACCACCAGCCUUCAUCUCUUUCGAAUCCGACUUCACCAAAAAGUUCAACAUCCUCCGAGCAUGGGAAUCCCCACUCCCUCUGGACCAGUACCUCACCACCCACGCCCAAUCCGCCAAGGCCCUCCUCUGCCGCGCUUUGACUCCGGUCAACGCCGACCUCCUCCGUCAGUUACCGGCCCUGAAGCUCGUGGUGUCCGUCAGCACCGGCGCCAACCACGUGGACAAAGCGGAGUGCCGGCGGCGUGGGAUUGCCGUGACCAAUGCUGGAAAUGCGUACUCGGAAGAUGUUGCUGAUCUCGCUGUUGGGUUGUUUCUCGAUGUGAAUAGGAAGAUUUCGGCAGCUGAUUGGUAUGUGAGACGUGGGCUUUGGAGUAGCAAAGGAGACUAUCCUCUUGGUUCCAAGAUAGGUGGAAAGCGAGUUGGUAUUGUUGGAUUGGGAAGCAUUGGCUAUGAAGUUGCCAAAAGACUCGAGGCCUUUGGCUGCAUCAUCUCAUACAACUCAAGGAGGGAAAAGCCAUCUUUGUCAUACCCCUUCUAUUCCAAUGUCUGUGAACUUGCAGCUAAUAAUGAUGCGCUCAUCAUCUGUUGUGCAUUGACAGACCAAACCCGCCACAUGAUCAACAAGGAAGUCUUAUUGGCAUUGGGAAAAUAUGGAGUGGUGGUUAACAUAGGGCGUGGGGCAAUUAUUGAUGAGAAAGAAAUGGUCAAGUGUUUGGUGAACGGAGAGAUCAGAGGUGCUGGUUUGGAUGUGUUUGAGAAUGAGCCUCAUAUACCGAAAGAGCUGGUGGAAAUGGACAAUGUUGUUCUGUCUCCACAUAGGGGUGUUUAUACACUAGAAUCGUUAAAGAGAGGAAGUGAAUUAAUGAUCGCCAAUCUGGCAGCUUUCUUCUCCAAUAAACCUCUGGUUACUCCAGCCAUGGAUGACUAAAUAUGAUCUUAUUUGCUGGUUUAUUUUGCCUGGAUAUUGUGUAUCAAAGCUAUUUUCUGUUUUACUAAACUGUGUAAGGACCCGACCCAGUUAUAUUUUUUUGGCUUCCAACAUUUUGCCAUUGAAUCGAAGUAAUUGAAGUGAUGCUGCUGAUAUUAUUCUGUUC